Molecule: messenger RNA, 2583 nt
Organism: Belonocnema kinseyi
Lineage: Eukaryota; Metazoa; Arthropoda; Insecta; Hymenoptera; Cynipidae
Gene: Setd3
Product: actin-histidine N-methyltransferase
Exons: 7
Coding region: 202-1653 (483 amino acids)
Biological process (GO): peptidyl-lysine monomethylation; actin modification; peptidyl-lysine trimethylation
Molecular function (GO): histone H3K4 methyltransferase activity; histone H3K36 methyltransferase activity; protein-L-histidine N-tele-methyltransferase activity
Source: RefSeq, a predicted model, not a curated record
CGAGGCGAGACAUUAGACACAGCUGUGAUUUUUUGAGGUUAUGUUUAUCACAUUCCAACACCCACGACCGCGUUUAUAUCUAUUUUUAGUAUCAAUACGCGUGAAUUUCGACUAGUAGAACUCGUACGUCGUCGUGAUUACGCAUUAUAAUGCAUCUAAACGUCUAUAGUGAGCUCGUUAUUGUCGUGAGUUAGUGCAAAAAUGGGCAGGAAGAAGCCUCAUGUCGUUGCAAAAAGUAAACAACACGGUGGAUCGCAGAAAAAAAUAUCUUCAGUAAAAAGGAACGAAAUUAAUAUUCAAUGCGAGAAAAUCUUCCAUUUGUCAAGUAAUUCAGCUUACUUGAUGCGACUAUGGGACAACUACCUGGAGAUAUCGUCAGUUUUGGAAAAGGUUAAGCGUCUGGAGGAGAUGAAGACAGAGUCCACAAAAAGAUCUCAAACAAUCGAAAGAUUCAUGAAGUGGCUGAAAGAAAAUGAGGUUAAUAUGGAUGGUAUAUGCAUCUCCGAAUUUCCUGGAUACGAUUUAGGAUUGAAGGCUGAGAAGGAUUUUCCAGAGAAUCAGUUGAUUCUGGAGAUACCGAGGAAAUUGAUCUUUAGUACACAAGCGGCUGCACCAGAACUCCAGGCUUUGCAAAAUGAUCCUUUGGUUCAACAUAUGCCCCAAGUGGCUUUAGCAAUUGCACUUCUUGUAGAAAAGCACAAAGAAAAUUCGGAAUGGAAACCAUAUAUCGAUGCACUUCCUACCAGUUACUCUACUGUCCUUUAUAUGAACACAAAUGACAUGACUGAGCUGAAAGGAAGUCCUACUUUAGAAGCGGCUCUGAAGCAGUGUAGGAAUAUAGCAAGACAGUAUUCAUAUUUCAAUAGGCUCUUUCAAAAUACAAAAAAUGCUGUAUCAGACAUUCUCAGGGAUAUUUUCACAUAUGAAGAAUACUGCUGGGCAGUAUCUACUGUAAUGACUCGACUGAAUACAAUCCCAAGUGAAGAUGAGACACAAAUGAUUCAUGCCUUAAUUCCAUUAUGGGAUUUGUGCAAUCAUCAGGAAGGAAAGAUUACCACUGAUUUUAAUAAAAGUACUGACUGUUGUGAAUGUUACUCAAUGAGAGAUUUUAAAGUAGGGGAACAAAUCUUUAUUUACUACGGUCCAAGAACGAAUUCUGAUUUCUUCGUUCAUUCAGGCUUCGUUUAUCCGGACAAUAAGCUAGAUGGUUUCAAACUCCGUCUUGGCAUCAGUAAAGCUGAUUCACUUCAGAAGGAAAGAUUACAACUUUUGGAAAAGUUGGAUUUGCCUUCUGUCGGGGAAUUCCUUUUGAAACCAGGCCCUGAACCGAUUUCGGAUACAUUGCUAGCUUUUCUUCGAGUUUUCAGUAUGAGGAAAUCUGAGCUCGAUCAUUGGCUAGAAUCCGAUAAAGUUUUCGAUUUAAAACAUAUAGACUGCGCCCUUGAGACUGUCGUCGAGGAAAAUGUUAGGAAAUUUUUGUUAGCUCGAUUGAAACUUCUAAUUGCGAAUUAUCCCACUUCUCAAGAGGAAGACAUAGAGAUUCUGAAAUCCACUCUACCUCAAUUGAAGAAACUAGCAAUUCAAUUGAGGCUAACAGAAAAGAAGAUUCUUCAAAACGCUCUUGAUUACGUUGAGCAGUGGAUAAAAGCAUAAAAAUGCAAUUAGCAACAAACAAAAUGUAAUCAAAUUUUACUAUUCUCUGAAGUUUACGUGCCCAAAGAGUUUCAGUAUCAAAUCGCAGAGUCUCCAGACAACCUUAUUGAAUAAACUGCAACUUACUCGAUUUAUACUCUUUUUUUCUCUUAAUCUUUGAGGAUUAGAAUGACAGUGAGAACUGCAUUCUAAUAUAAAAAAUAAUUUAAAUUUUCUGUAAGUUGUCAGAAUUCAUAAAGUGGUUAGUCGUUAAAAAAAACAUGUGUUCGAUUCCUAUAUGAAUCAAAAUCGUACAAAUAACUAUCUAGUUAUUAAAAUUCUUCCUUAUGCAAAAUAUACUAUUCAAAUGAAAACAGCAUAUUUUCUUUAUAAUUAAUAGUUUUCUUUCAUAAGGUAGAAUUAAGAAUUAUUCUACAAAUGCUUCUCAAUCUUGUCGUCGGACAAAGAUUCCCUUUAAUUAUAAGAAAAGGCAUUUAAUGCCAGUGUAGAUGUUUUCUAUUCAAUCUUAAUUGAAAAAUAGAUAUAUUUUUUAUUUGCUUAAUGUUCUUUGAUUUUCUUUGUGUGAAUAGUUUUACUAAAAGUUUUUACAAAGUCAUUAUAAUGUACCAAAAAAACAUCUGCGGCACAUUUGCGUUAGAUAGGAUAAAAUUCAAUAAUUAAGGAUUGUGCUUUUGGUUUUUUACGUUGUGUGUCGAGUUCUUACAUUUGCAAAAACAGCGUUUUAAAAAUUUUUUAUAAAAAAUAUCAGAAACCGAAUAUUUUUCUGGCUUGGAAUUUUGUCAUGCGUGUCGUACGUACAUUUAUUAUUUAUGCUAUUUAUAACGAAUCUUGGUUUUCGAUGAUUAUUGAAUGAAAUUAUAUUUAUACCACUUGUGGAAACUUUUUAAAUUUGCGACGUUGUAAAAUCUUGCUAUUAUAGUUUAAUUAAAU